CAGAGAAAUGUUGACACACAGACAUACACACAGCUAGGCACAAUAGGGCACCCGUAGCGCGUGCAACUUUUCAAAAUUUGAGCGAAAUAAAAGCAAUUUGUUCGAUUUAAAGAAAUAAAAUUAUAUUUAACUAAAUCAAAUAAAAUGGGUAAUGUGCUAGCGGCCUCAUCUGGAACUGGGCCAGGUCUCAACAGCAGUGUGGCAGCCAGCCUCGGACUGCCCGAGCCGGCCCCAGAGCAACCACAGCAGAGUAGCCGCAGUGCUGCUGUUACCGAGAAUAGUGGAGCCUCUGCCAUAACUACCUCCAAAGAUGCCGCACUGGAGAAUCCCGGAACUGUUGAGGAGUUGCACAAGAAAUGCAAAGAUAUCCAGGCUAUUACCUUUGAGGGCGCUAAAAUUAUGUUAAACAAGGGCUUGAGCAAUCAUUUUCAGGUAUCGCAUACAAUCAAUAUGAGCACGACGGCACCAAGUGGCUAUCGCUUUGGUGCCACCUAUGUGGGUACCAAACAAUACAGUCCCACGGAAGCCUUUCCAGUUCUAUUGGGUGACAUUGAUCCAUCUGGCAAUUUGAAUGCCAAUGUCAUACAUCAGUUUUCUCCACGUUUACGCUGCAAAUUUGCCUCGCAGAUCCAGGAUUCCAAGAUGGUCGCUUCACAGUUGACCACCGAUUAUCGUGGCGAUGACUUUACCGCCUCCAUAACUCUAGGAAAUCCCAGUAUAUUUACCAAUUCGGGUGUCAUUGUUGGACAAUAUCUGCAAUCGGUCACACAGCGUGUUGCCUUGGGCGCCGAACUGGCCUAUCAAUAUGGCCCAAAUGUACCGGGACGUCAGAUAGCUAUUGUAUCGGCUGUGGGUCGCUAUGCGGCCGAUAAUUCAACCUGGUCAGGCACUCUGGGCCAAAGUGGCUUGCAUUUGUGCUAUUAUCAAAAGGCUAGCGAUCAAUUGCAGAUUGGCGUCGAAGUGGAGACCAGUCUGCGUAUGCAGGAAUCGGUGGCAACAAUCGCCUAUCAGAUUGAUUUGCCCAAGGCUGAUUUAGUGUUCAGAGGCUCUAUUGAUUCAAAUUGGCACAUUUCUGGUGUGCUGGAAAAACGCCUACAGCCAUUGCCAUUCUCGUUUUUAUUAAGUGGACGAAUGAAUCAUGUUAAGAAUAACUUUAGACUCGGCUGUGGACUAAUGAUUGGUUAACCAGCCCAAUUAAAAAACAGUGUACCAUCCUUUUCAUACACACACACACACACAUACACACACACACACACACACACACACACACAACCCAAAGCAUCCUUCCAACACAAGCGCAUUCAACAGAAAUCAUCGACAGAUAGCUAAAAACAAAAACAAACUAAAAAUAAAAAAAAAAAACCAAGAAAAACCAAACCACCAAACUGAACUGAAUUCUUCUGAUAAGGCCUUCUUUUUGUUGUAAUAUUUUUUUUUUUUACGUUUUGUUGUCUUCAAUCAAAUGACUUUUGUGUUAAACUUGUAAAAUAUGCAGAUAUAUAUACAAUCUAAUGGAGACAACAAAACUUAACAGAAGAAUUCGUUCCACUCCUCAAUAAAGAAGUCAAUAAUAAUUCCAAUUGGUCGCUUUGCGUCGUUGUAAGGGUUUAUUUUUUCUGGUUUUUUUUUUUGCAACAAAUUUUUGUAAAAUUUUCAUACCAAAUCUUAAAGCAUUUAUGGAAACACAAAGAAAAUUUUGUUUGCAAUUUCCCAACCACAAACACAAAUACAAACAAACAAACACACACACACACAACCACAACAACAACAAGAAAUUGGUAAUAAAAAGCUGCUUUAAGUUUAUAAUUAAUAAA
Molecule: messenger RNA, 1814 nt
Organism: Drosophila willistoni
Lineage: Eukaryota; Metazoa; Arthropoda; Insecta; Diptera; Drosophilidae
Gene: Tom40
Product: mitochondrial import receptor subunit TOM40 homolog 1
Exons: 4
Coding region: 145-1185 (346 amino acids)
Biological process (GO): protein import into mitochondrial matrix
Cellular component (GO): mitochondrial outer membrane translocase complex; mitochondrial outer membrane
Molecular function (GO): transmembrane protein transporter activity
Source: RefSeq, a predicted model, not a curated record